Molecule: messenger RNA, 2291 nt
Organism: Chelonoidis abingdonii (Abingdon island giant tortoise)
Lineage: Eukaryota; Metazoa; Chordata; Testudines; Testudinidae
Gene: TMEM50B
Product: transmembrane protein 50B
Source: RefSeq, a predicted model, not a curated record
UGUGGGGACCCAGCUCUUGUAGUAACCAGUUGAUUGGGAAAAGACUAAAGUAGCAGACACCCCAUUCAGCCAGGAGGCUGUGGACUUGGGGUCCGGAUGAAGAUGAAUCUCCUUCUCCCUUCCAGGUGUCAGAUGGGUGUAGGAGGGGCUUCACAUUUAUCAAGCACUAAACCCAUUAACAAGAGGGGGAGCAAGUUCUGGUACCAAAAUCUUGGAUUCAACAGUUAAUGAAAAAUUCAUGCAAGAGUACAGAUAAAGAAGAAAAAUCUAACGAUUAGAGAAAUGGCAGGAUUCCUAGACAACUUCCGAUGGCCAGAGUGUGAGUGUAUUGACUGGAGUGAAAGAAGAAAUGCAGUUGCUUCAGUAGUUGCAGGUGUACUGUUUUUCACAGGCUGGUGGAUAAUGAUAGAUGCUGCAGUAGUUUAUCCUAAACCAGAACAAAUGAACCAUGCAUUCCACACCUGUGGAGUGUUUUCCACAUUAGCUUUUUUCAUGAUAAAUGCUGUAUCAAAUGCACAGGUGAGAGGAGAUAGCUACAGUGAUGGAUGUCUAGGAAGAACAGGUGCUCGCAUCUGGCUCUUUAUUGGUUUCAUGUUGAUGUUCGGUUCACUUAUUGCUUCAAUGUGGAUCCUUUUUGGAGCAUAUGUUACACAAAUACUCUCAUCUACAAAUUUGGAAGAACAGAAGAGUUAUGGGGAUAAUAUAAUUAAAGUUAGCAUUAAUUCCAUGCCCUUUAUAGUGUAUCCAGUAUCUAGACAUCUUUGUUUUGUUUGUUUUUACAUUUUGCCAAAUAUUCAGAUGUUGCAUUAAUUCUUUGUUAAUGUUCCUUUGCUUUCUCUAAAUUGAAUGAACUAUGAGAUUUUCAAAAAUGGUUUGACAGUUUUCUGUAAUUAGUUCCCUUUUUUCAUAGGACAGAUUUGUGAAUAUGUACAAUAUAGGGCUGUGUAUGUAUAUAUCUUAAAGCAAAUGUUAAAUUUUUUAUUUCUGAAGUCUUUAUUUCUGCUCUCAUACAUGAACUUGCAACACCAUGUAGGAUCUGAUCCUGCAAACCCUCACACGUGAGACAAACUUCAGUUGAAGUUUGCAGGAUCAAGCCCACACUGUAUCAGAUCAACUAUUACUUUUAUGCACCGGUGAGCUGUAGCUGAUUUUACAAGCUAUGCAGCAAUGCCUAGCUGGAUACCUCAAAGCAGAAGUGAGUCCUUCAAAGUGUCUCAGCUAAACUUCUGGAUAGCUAAGAGGAAAAAAUCUUGAUUAGAUCCUGGGCUGAGAGUGAGAUUUUAAGAAGAAUUUUAUAUAAGGGUUUGAAAAAGUCAAAUACAGAAUAGCUUUUGAACUAUUUUUAAAAGGUGAAGACUUUUUAACAAGGUCCCAUAAUAAAGGGACAAUGUGAGUGACCAGUUUUAUUUUCAAUCCUGUCAUUAUUAUAGCACAAACACAAUUUAAUGACAUGAUUCUUGUAAAAUUAAACACUCGUCUGGUGUUCAGUAACUUACUACCAUUAGCUAUAUUUACCAUUACAUUCAAGAAAAACCUAAAUUCAUCUGAAUCUGAUAUAUUUGAGCAUGACAAAUAUAUGAAAGACAUUAACUUUUUAAAGUUACAUUAAUGCAGCUUUUCUUCAGGGAUCAUUUUGCUGAUGAAAUAUAUGUGGCAGGAUGACUUGUCCUCAUUUUAAUGAUUUUUUUCAUGUAUAUUUCUUAGCUCUAAUGAGUACACACUUAGGAAAGAAUUAAGUUGAAAUGUUCCAUUAUUACUGGAGUCCAGUGUGUUCUAACUGGAGAAGAUAAAAAGGGAGAAUUUGAUGUUUUUAUAUCUAUAUUGGAUGACCUUGUACGUGUUCUACAGUUUUGGUUACAUGUUUGACAUCCUUCUCUUAUCAUCAGUUUUACCUACCUCUAAAGCAUUUAGCAUAAAGUGAAGUGAGAUUACUUUGUCUCACUCCCAGCUUUUAUCAUAUACCAUAAGCUUGCUGCACAAAUAGUAUUAACAUAACUUUGACAGCAUGAAAAAUAUUCCCCACGUAUGGCAACUAAUUUUCCUGCUAAUUUGAUUUCUUCCCAUCCCACUCCUUUCUGGGGGUCUUUCUAGUGAGCAUAAUAUGAAGCAAAUGCCAUAGCUGAGUUGUGCCAUUGCCUUGAUUGUUACUUCCAACCUGAUUUGUCUACCAAACUGUGCAAGUUCAUUCUGAAUUGGUUACAUUUGAUGAUGUUAAACUGUGUGAAUUGUACAUAGCUUAUAUUUGCUUAAUUAUAACUUCACUGAAAUACAAUAAAGGCUUCUGAGACUAA